Messenger RNA from Tetranychus urticae (two-spotted spider mite), 6671 nucleotides. The record is from RefSeq and is a predicted model, not a curated record. Lineage: Eukaryota; Metazoa; Arthropoda; Arachnida; Trombidiformes; Tetranychidae.
UGAUCAACUCCAUGGGCUUUCAAGUGAUUGUAUUAUAAAAGAAGCAAGAACCAUAAAAAUAAGGGGAUCAGGAAACUUUCAAUUCAAGGCUUAUUUACCUUUUUAAAUUGAAUUGACGAAUCACCAUUGCAUGAAUGUUAAGUUCAUUCAUGGUUGUUGAGAUAAAAGUUGAACUUGACUGGUAAGAUGGAUUAGAUUGUUGAAGACACCACCAAGUAGUGAUGAUAUAAAGGAAAAUAUUGAUCAAAGUAAAUGUCCAAUUUUGACGCAAACUCUUACCUUUUGGUGUUGACUUGUUCAUUGGGUGAGUUUAUAUUGGAAAGGCUGUUGAAUAGACAGAAGAUAAGUUAAAUGGUGUGCUCAUAUACAUGGUGUUUCAUUGAUAAGCUUGGAAAGCUCAAGAAUAGAGCAACUCCUGGGAAUGAAUUAUUCAGUGAAAGAGAGAGAAAAAUGAAGAUAACCUUCAUUCCCUUUUGUAUUAGAAGCCAAUCGAAAUGUCGAUUUUAGGUUACUAAAAUUGUAAGCAUAAAAACUGUAAUAACCCAUAAACACACUGAAAUUGCAAGAGAGGAAACAGGGAGACUUUUUACUUCUUUGAUUCAUUUUUCAAAUUAUCAUCUUCCAUCAUCUUAUCAUCUUUAAUAUUUUUAUCAUCUCUAUCAUCAAGAUUGACUUAUAGUUAUUCUGGUUCAUUUGUUGUAAUGUAUCAUCAUUUAACCCAUUUAUCAGCAUAAUUAUGACUAUGUUAGUCCACUCAUCUUAAGAAUCAGAACCAGCUCUUCACUGUGCUUUAUUACAAGCUUAGUCGUUGAUUGUUUAUACUAAAUUACCCUGUAAACUUGGUGCUUUUAAUCAGCUAAAGUAUUCAUCUUUUCCUGUUAAUUGUUAUUCACUCGAUUUGUUUAACCUGAUCAGCCUCUCUCUACCUUAUUUGCUUAUUCAAUUUUAUCCUAUGACAAUUGCAUCUCAUUACAUCUGAUAGUUCAUCCAACAAUUAGUUUGUGUGUAAAUCAUUUUCAUUUGUCUGUUGCACCGAAAUUGUUUUAACUGAUCUUUUGUUUUCAACCUGUUUGUUUUAAUUCGCACUAGGCAAUUAUUAUUUUCUCAUUUGUGUGAUCGUCAUUUUGUGAUUUUUGAAAUAACUCGAACGGCAUAAUACAAUGAACUCUACAUGUUUAAGGUCACCUAGGCGAUGAACUUUUUCAAGAAGAAGCUAAAACAACACAAAAAAGGCCAUGCAAACGAUGAUGACGAUGAUCUUGAUGAUUACAUUCCACCGGUUCCACCUCAUCCAUCAGAGCUUGCUAAACUUGAGGAACAGGCCAAAGAUUUGUUAACCUGUGAUAGUCUUCCAGUGACCACCAGUGAAACAAACGGCCAACAAGGGUCAACCUCAACCCCAAGUGGACUCUCCUCUCGGGCUAAGGUAAACAAGGAUAAAGAAGAGUGGAAAUUUUUUGAACAAUUAACCGCCAAGGUUGAAGAAACUGUAGUCAGAAGUCAGACUCAUUUGGAUGAAUUGAAAAAGGUUUCGGCUGCGGAAGAGAUUGCCAAAAAAGGUGACCUAGACGACGAGGACGAUAUACCAGUUAAUGACGAGUUUUUUGAGGAAACUGAAACAGUAACUGGUGUUGUAGCCAAAGGAACAGCCAACUGGAUUCCAUUGGAAAAAGAUUCUGAAGUGGAUGUAAAAAGUGAACCACUCAAAGCGAGUUUACCUAACAGUGAACAGUCUAAGAUUGCUCCAGCUGUGGUUAACAGCGAUUCAGCUACCGGUAAUCUUGAAAAACCAGGAAACAUUACUAAUAGCAACGAAACUAUCAAACAGCAAGCAACAGCAGUAACAACAACACCUGGAAAUACAAUUGAUUUGUUGGAUGACUUCGGUUUUGGUGAAGAACCUAAACCUAGUGAGACAACUAAACCUUCUGACGUGAUAUUUGAUUAUGAAAAUGAUUAUCUAGAUGAUCCUUUUGACACAUCUUUUGUUGACAUAUCCAAAAUAGGAGCUGGAUCAAGAUUAAAUGAAACUGAUUAUCCUAUUACAACUAGUAGUGGGACAAUAGCAACUUCAACUACAGCAGCAACAGGAACCAGUGAUUUGUUAAGUAAACUGUUAAAAAAAGAGACUAAAUCCACUGCAACAAGACCUAGUGACCUUAGUUCAUUAAAUCGAUACGAUUCAACUGGUUCAACUCAACGAAACUUCAUCUCCUCCUCCAUUUCAAUACAAUCACCACUUGACCCUUUGGAAACCAACCAGACACAAAUCACAGGAACCACUGAAAGUGUCAAUAACAAUACAAACGAUAAACCCAACAUUAAUAGUAGUAAUAAUAAUAUUGAUAUUAAAAGUAGUAGUAGUAAUAAUAAUCAUAAUAAUAACAAUAGCAAAAGUAACGACAAUAAUAAUAAUCUCACUAGUGCCAAAGUAUUAGGAGAAUCGAGUUUCCUCGAAGAAACAAGUCAACCUGAUUUCAAAUCACCUGCUUUUGAUUCGGUUGACAACGAUUUUUUCAUAAGCAAUAAACUUGGUCGAUCUUCUCGUUACGGUUCGACAGCUUCAAUAGCAUCAAUUAUGUCUAAUCCAUUCUUGAAUGACACUGAUUUUUACACUCCCGCCAUGGGUUCAGGAGCUACUACACCUUUUUCAGGUGCAGCUUCACCAAGACGCAGAGGAAGUACCAAUCCAUUCGAGGUUUCACCUGAGGAUGAAUACUCAACUAAUCUGGAAGCUUCGGCAAUCGCAGCUCUAACCAAAGACUUUGUUAAUGCAAUCAGUGAACCUACACCUGACGAGUCUAGAGAAAAUGAUCAAUCUAAACAAUUAAAUAAUCUCAUGGUUGGUUUGAAUGAAAACCUUUUAGAUCCAGAUGAUCCAGAUAUUGAUGAUGGUUUGGUUGAUACAGGAAAAUCCUUAGACCCUGAUGCUUUGCCCGAGCCAUUUGAUCCAUUUGCAACUAUUCAUGAUGAGUUUGUUGACUCACCAAAACGAUCAUCUGUGACAAGUGCUGGACUAGAUGCUGAUGAAUUCAUUGGGACAAUAGGUAAAGAUCCGGUUGAAGAUGAUGGUGUUGAUAAUCUUCUUAGAGCUCCAGUUAUGCCAUUGGAAUAUCUUUCCGACGUAUCAGACAACGAUGAACCUUCACAAUCAGAAGAUGAAUCUGGUCGAGGACGGAAGUCGAGUGCCUUCCAAAUGGAAUUAUUAUGUAAAGAUAAAGAUGAACCUCCACCGAAAUUUGAUCCUUUACCCAUCACGGUAAUCACUCGAAAUCUUAGUAUACCCUGUGAACCAAGAGCACCGACAACUGAUUCCUCUGAAACAUCACCUGACAUUAAGGGUGAUAUUGAUCUAUUACCUGGAGUUCCCUUCUUUGAUCCUUUUACCACAGUGAUUGACAAAGAUUCACCUUCAUCACCAAAAAUAAUUGGUAUUUCACAAGAUUUAAUUGAAUCUAUUACCAAAGCUGGAGCUUCCAGAGCUGCAGGUUUAGCAGGAGAGUCGGGUAAUGAACCAGACGAUGAGGAUGAGGAUGAUAGUCCUGAGUCACGAGGAACAAUUGAAAAUCGUUAUUCAGAAGGUAUAGUUAACCAUGGUUUUACGGAUAAUAAAUCAUCCAUCGAGAGUCCAAGUGGAGGUAACGAGGUGAUAGAACGAACAGAACGUGCUUCUUCAGAAGAGCAUGCAGUUUCACCAGUUAAAGAAGACACCACCACAGAGCCACCAGCGACUAUUACAGCUAGUGAAACUGGAGCUUUAGCUGAACCAGUAAGUGGCACAGGACCAAUAACACAAGAUAACACAUUAGACGUUUUCGGAGGAUCCGACUCUGGAUUAGCAGCGUCUAGUGGAUUUGAUAAUGAUCCAACUGACUCUGGUCGAGAUCCUUUUGAAACUUCAGAGUUUCUGGUUGAACCAGUUCAAGAUUCAUUACCUUACACCGAUUCAGCAGCUUUUGAUGCCUUUGCUGCUAAAUUUGAUUCAACAAGUAAUACACUUGGUACCAGCCAAAAUGAACAAAAUCCAGAUUCAAUGUCAUCCUCAUUUGACCCAUUCUCAUCUCCCGCUAACAAAGGAAACAAUAGCAAUAAUAUUAGUUCUAAUAAAUUUGAUGACAUUGAUGGUUUUGAUAUAUUUGAUUCGUUUGCCUCUGGGUCUAUUAAACCACCAAAAAAUACACCAGCAAAGCAAAAUACUGGCCAGUUAUCGGCAGCAAAAGCAGCAUCCAAAGACUCUUUUGAUGAUGAUGACGAAGAUGAUUCAUUCCGGGUAGUCAUUAAGUCACAAGUAAAAGACAAUGAAUCCAAUAAAGAAUCAAAAAGUGCUGGACCAUUGCCAUUGUUACCCCCUCCACCUAAAACACCGAUCAAAUCAAUCGCAUACCAAGAUAAAGAGCCAGUUCAAGGAGCAAGAGAGGCCAAAAAAGCCAAUGAAUUUGAUGAAUUUGAAAUGUUUUUUGGUAAUUAUAUAUCGAAGGAUUCCAAUGCUAAAUCCAAGGAUGAAGAUGCCACUGGUGAUUGGCCUCCUCCAGCUUUAGGUGAAGCAGGAGCCAAAGCUAGAACAGAGUCGAUGGAAAGUCCAUCAACACCAUUAUUUGAUGAUGAUACAUCUCAACCAUUGGAAGAUUUUCCUCCUCGAUAUGAUGGAAAUGGCUGGGAAAUGUACCUUCGUCAUCCAGCCAAGAAAAAAUUAACUGGUAAUCGAUAUUGGAAGAAAGUAUUUGUCCGCCUUUCAGAAAAUUCAGUCAUCCAGCUAUUCAAUAAACCAGGAGACAAUGAACCUUUCCAAGAAUUACCCUUACAGCCAUGUUAUUCUUUGUCCGAAGUGACCUCACAACAAUAUGAUCAGUAUGGUAAAAUAUUUACAGUUAAAGUGCAAUAUAUCUUCUAUCGUGAGCGUGUAGGUGUUCGAAAAGGUCAAAUAGCAAAGGUGAUGCAAGGACAGAUAACUUCAGUCAGUGGAUUGGCAAAAUUGGGAAUGCCUUUGGAACAUUCACCACAAGUUUCUCAGUUAAUCAAAUUGGGCUCAUUGGUUUAUGACGAUGUCAAAGUUUUUGCCAAUUUGAUUGAAGACGCUUUCUUCCGGAUGGUUAUUCAUCGAGAUCGAGCUUUAACCUACAAAACAGAAGAAAUUCAAGUUACUGUAGUUGAUGAAUAUUAUGUAGAAACGACUAAAACAGGUCUAGUGACAAAACAAUUAGCUCGUGUUCGUGUCUUCAUGUUAGCUUUCAUCAAUGGUAUGCCCACAAUUGAAAUUGGUGUAAAUGACAUGAUACGCCAAGGUAAAGAGAUAGUUGGUCGUCAUGAUAUUAUACCAGUUGUUACUGAAGAAUGGAUUCGUUUAGAAGCGAUAGAGUUUCACUCGUCAGUUAUGAAAGAAGAGUACGAGAAGGAAGAUAGAUUAAUCAAGGUUCACCCGCCCGAUGCUUGUUUCUUUGAGCUUUUACGAUUCCGGGUUCGUCCACCUAAACAUCGAGAACUUCCUCUUCAGGUAACAGCUAAUCUGACUGUAACAAAGGCAAAAGUUGAAUUACGCUGUGAAGUCCUGGUACCUGGUUGUAUUAGUCGUAAAUAUGGUCAGAUACCAUGUGAAGACAUUGCCAUACGAAUGCAUAUUCCAGAAUGUUGGAUAUACUUUUUCCGAACAGAAAAACAUCUUCGCUAUGGAUCAGUAAAAUCAGCAGCACGAAGACCAGGAAAAAUCAAGGGAAUUGAACGCUUUCUAGGAGCAACAUCUAAUCUAGAAUCAACAAUGUUGGAAGCAUCAGCGGGAGUAGCGAAGUAUGAACACGCAUUCCAUUCCUUGGUCUGGAGAAUACCUCGUUUACCCAAGGAAGGUCAAGGUGCUUAUACCCAACAACUGAUGGUUUGUCGUUUACCAAUGAGCUCUUUUGACCAGAUACCGGAUAAAUUUUAUGAAUUUGUUCAUAUUGAAUUUACGAUGCCCUCAACAACAGUUUCCCAUGCAGUUAUCCGCUCAAUUUCGGUUACCAAUGAUAAUCCACCGGAAAAAUAUGUACGCUAUGUUUCUAAACAUGAAUAUAGAACGGAAUUGAUUAUCAACUUUAAAGAGAAAGAUGACGAGACUGAUUAUCAAAUUGCUGCAUCAGUACCAUUGAAAUCUCAACCAGUUGUACUUGAAUCUGACAAGGAGAACAAAGAUGGUGACAGUGAUGAUAGUGAUUAAAGAAGAUAAUUGAUCCCCAAAAUGCAAAAUUUUUAAAAACAAAUGGUAUUGUUUCAAAUUAAGUGAGACUUGGAGAAUUUGAAAUUAUUUAAUUUUCUUUCCAAACAAAGGACAACAUAAUGUAUUGUAGCUUUUUAAUUGAUCACUCUAAACUCUUUGGUUUCGCGUUUUACUUCUAACACUUUCACCAUUAGCAUUACCAUCGACUUUAACAUCUCUAUUUUCAUCUUAAAGGCUAUAAGGCUGACCAUCAUCUCUAUCAUCACCUGAUAUCUCACCCAAUGUACGCCGCAAUCAACAAAGCUCCUAAAGGUUUAUUGUUUGUGUUUUAUUUUGUGUAUAUAUAUUUAUGUGUGUAAUCUUCUAAUUGCUCGAUUGUUUAGACCAAUUGUGUGCUUCAAGUCGCUCACGUAGCUUCGAUUUGUUGGUAAUACAGACAUCUAUAAAUAUAUAAUAUAAUGAUUAAAUUAUGUUAAACUAUGAA